AUGUCGGAUCCUUCGUUGGAUGGUUCCCAAGCCACGCGCAAUGUUAAUGCCGAGUCUUUAUCACAAGACGAUCAAACACCGCAAAGCAGAAAUGACCUCCUUCCGAUGAAUUUCAGCCGCGAGACACGGCCUGCGAACAAGUAUGGGGUGAUGAAGCCACACCAGGUCACCAUGAUGACUAUCGGCGCAGCCAUUCAUACCGGUUUGAUGCUCCUUCCAGAACGCAGCUUGACAACAGGUACCGGACCAGUUCCCAUAAUUAUUGCUUAUACGUUUGUCGGCGUAGUGGUCUACCUGGUAUUGUGUGCGACUGGAGAAGUGGCAUCAUGGUCUCCAAUCCAGUCCACAGUGGCUGGCCAUGCGGUUCGAUUUUGUGAUCCUGCCUUGGGCUUUGCGAUUGGUUGGAUAUACUGGUUGAAAUACGUCGUCGUUGUCCCGAAUCAACUGACAGCUGCUGCAUCAUUGAUCUCGUUCUGGGCGGAUGGACUGCGCGUCAAUGUCGGGGUUUGGAUUACUGCGUUCUUGAUUAUCAUCAUUGGCGCGAAUUACUACGCAUCGCCGUUCUUCGGGACAUAUGAGGUCGUAUUGUCGUCCUUCAAAAUACUCAUGGUGCUGGGACUUGUGAUACUGUGCGCCGUUUUUGCGGAUGGGAGCAGCCCCGAAUCUUUGGAUUGGAAUGAUCCUAAUGUUCAUCAUAAAGGUGUCGACUGGCCUGAGUAUCUUCAUGCCUUUUGUGAUACUCUGCCGUCUGCAACGCUCGCCUACCUGGGCAGUGAAAUGAUUGGGAUGGCAAUCUUACAGACACAAGACCCUCGCAAGACCACUGCGCGUGCGAUCAGGUUGACCUCCUACCGGAUCGUGGUGCUCAACAUUGUGAGUAUCAUCGUCGUGGUAAUACUUGGCCUUCAUAAUUUGGUCAAGUCGAAGGAGAAUGGCAUCCAUACCUUGUCAGCUUUUGUCGUGGCGAUCCAAAUGGCGGGCAUUCCAGUGCUUCCACACAUCGUCAAUGCCUGCAUUCUGCUGUUUGCAUUGUCAUCUGCUACUUCUGGCCUCCACGUAGCGACUGGAACGUUGUACCGGAUGUCUCUCGAUAAAAAGGCCCCUGCUUGCCUGUCUUUUACAGAUAGGCGAGGGAUUCCUAUAUCUGGGUUGUGUCUGUCUUCCUGCUUGGCCACGUUGGCCUAUUUGAAUGUUUUUGCCGACUCCAAGUUCCUCUUUCGCUACUUCAUGAACCUCGUCACCAUGCUCAGUAUUCUGACCUGGGUCUCCAUUCUUGCUACGCAUCUUUCAUUUGAGCAGGCUCGAAGAGUGCAAAGAAUUCCGGAAGAGAUCUUGAUCUUCAAAGCCCCGCUGGGGCAGUUUGGAUCAUGGAUUGCGCUCGUCUCAUGCGUCAUGAUCAUUCUGUUCAGGACCCUUAGUGUCUUUGGUCAUUACAGCGGAGUUGACUACACGGCGUUUAUCACCUCGUAUCUGGGUCUUCCUCUCUACUUCUCGCUCAUCAUCGGAUACAAAGCCACCACUCGGUGUAGGAAAGUCGACCCCGCUGAGGCAGGUCUUUUCAAUAACGCAGCACCCAUUGACGCACCUGAUUCUAGGUCUUUGAGUGUGGGGGUUGAGAAGACGUUCGAUUGGCAUAAGCAGCGGGUGAAGCACUUUGUGAAACUCUGGGUGCUUUGA
Messenger RNA from Aspergillus chevalieri, 1677 nucleotides. RefSeq names its product putative amino acid permease. Gene Ontology annotation, molecular function: amino acid transmembrane transporter activity. Bases 1 to 1677 code for a protein of 558 amino acids. The record is from RefSeq and is a predicted model, not a curated record. Gene Ontology annotation, biological process: amino acid transmembrane transport. The transcript has 5 exons. NCBI's taxonomy places the organism in Eukaryota, Fungi, Ascomycota, Eurotiomycetes, Eurotiales, Aspergillaceae. Gene Ontology annotation, cellular component: membrane.